GAAGAGCAGCCCGCUCAACCGGAAUACCUGGCUAAGAACCCCGCUCUCAGUCAGUUCUUUGACCGCCUGCCUGCCAUUCUCUCUGCGACCGGCCACUUUGAAAUGUGGGGUGUGACCUUGAAGGACUCCCAAGAUAUCCCCACGAUCAACGUGCUCAUCAAGUUUCUGCGUGCCAAUGAAGGCAACCUUAAAUUGGCCGAAGAGCAGCUAACCAAGGCUCUGCAAUGGCGUAAGGAGAUGAACCCUAUUGCGCUGACUGAAGGCCGAUAUAAUGCUGAAAAGUUCGGCGGUCUCGGCUAUGUGACCAAGUACACCGAGACGGAUGGUCAGGAGGUGAUAGUUACGUGGAAUAUCUAUGGAAGUGUUAAGAAUGUAGAGGCCACGUUUGGUGAUUCGGAUGAGUUCAUUAAGUGGCGGGUGGCACUGAUGGAGCUGGCAGUCAAGGAUAUGAAGCUGAGCGAGGCAACGACCGUGAUCGAAUAUGAUGGAGAGGAUCCAUACCAGAUGCUUCAAGUCCACGACUACUUAAAUGUCAGCUUCCUCCGUUUGAAUCCCAGCAUCCGUGCAGCGACCAGAAAGACCAUUGAGGUGUUCGCCACCGCGUACCCGGAGCUGCUGCGCGAGAAGUUCUUCGUCAACGUCCCUGCUAUUAUGGGCUGGAUGUUCGCCGCGAUGAAGGUCUUUCUCAGCAAGAACACCACGCGCAAGUUCCACCCCAUUUCGAACGGCGCCAACCUGGCCCGCGAAUUUCCGGCUUUGAAGGACCAGUUCCCUAAGACCUACGGUGGAAACGGUCCUUCCUUGCAGGAAAGUGCCUACACCGUCAAAUUGGAACAGAGUGCUCCC
This is a messenger RNA of Aspergillus saccharolyticus JOP 1030-1, 846 nucleotides long. It is a transcript of the gene sfh5, whose product is annotated as CRAL/TRIO domain protein. The record is from RefSeq and is a predicted model, not a curated record. Gene Ontology annotation, molecular function: phosphatidylinositol transfer activity. The annotation marks the transcript as partial. Gene Ontology annotation, cellular component: plasma membrane; cytosol; cortical endoplasmic reticulum. Gene Ontology annotation, biological process: Golgi to plasma membrane protein transport; regulation of exocytosis. The transcript has 2 exons. NCBI's taxonomy places the organism in Eukaryota, Fungi, Ascomycota, Eurotiomycetes, Eurotiales, Aspergillaceae.